Messenger RNA from Daphnia pulicaria, 3362 nucleotides. RefSeq names its product piwi-like protein Ago3. Gene Ontology annotation, biological process: regulatory ncRNA-mediated gene silencing. Bases 251 to 3085 code for a protein of 944 amino acids. The transcript has 13 exons. NCBI's taxonomy places the organism in Eukaryota, Metazoa, Arthropoda, Branchiopoda, Diplostraca, Daphniidae. Gene Ontology annotation, molecular function: protein binding; piRNA binding. Gene Ontology annotation, cellular component: P granule. The record is from RefSeq and is a predicted model, not a curated record.
UGCUUUAGAAUCUCAGAAAUAAACACCCGUCUGCGUGCGAACGUCGCACGUGUAUUGUAUCUCUUAAAGUCGAAGGCGAUUUAUUUCGACAAUCUUUGUCAAUCAGUCGAAGUCGUCAUUCAUAAUCAGAUCACUUUUUACCACAUUUCAGACCUUGAUUCCUAUACAUGUAUUUUAUUCAUUCGUCGGUUGCACUUGCUUCACUUAUGGAAUCCUUUUAAAAUUAAGUUAACGAAGCAUUUGAAUAAAAAUGUCUGAACAAGGUAGUAUAGGAAGAGGAAGAAUUGCAGCUGGAGGUCGUGGAGCUCAGCUAUUGGCAGCAUUGGAAGCUAAUAGAAGGCCUGGGCAGCCUUCUGUUCCAGUUGAACCUCCAGCAGAUCCAACUCUGCCGUCAGCAGCAGCAGCACUUUCUGAUGUUUCUGCUGCAAAAGCUCCAGCUGGAAGGGGAUCGGCAAUGGUUCAACUCUUAGCAAGAAGACGUGUUAUGGGUUCUGCUGCUUCACCAGAAGUUGGUGCAUCUGCUUCGUCUGUUCAAUCCCCCACUCAAUCAUCUUCCAUAGUAUCCCCUUCAAUUUCAAACCCUUCCUCUCCAUCAGUAAUUUCACAGAUUUCUGUUGAAUCAGCAACCCAAGUAACCACCAUAGUGGGGAAUCUUAAUCCAGUUGGUAGAGGAAUCGUUGCCAGAAUGAGGAGUUUGGAAGUGAGUUCUACAACUGUGAAAGAAGCAGUAAAAUCUGUGGCACAAGAAAAGCCAAAGAUUCAGCCCAAAUCAGAAGAAGUGUAUCCAAAGCCUAUUUUGACGCAUCAGGAAAAUGCGCCAAUUGUCAAGAAAGGAGAAAUGGGUAAUAGGGUUGAUGUCGUUGCUAAUUAUGUUCGGGUGAACAUAGAUCCUGGCAAGGGAAUCUAUGAAUAUGAAGUCUCAUUUUUCCCAUCUUGCGACUCGAAACAAGUGCGUUUUCAGUUGUUGAACCAACAUCGAGAGACGUUAGGCCCAGCCAAAACAUUUGAUGGUGUUACUUUGUACCUGCCAUAUCAAUUUGAGAACACUGUUACAUCAUUUCAAAGUAUGCAUCCGGCAACAAACGAACCCGUUGAGGUUAAAUUGACGUUGAGACAGAAAAGGCGUGCUGCGGACAGCAUCCAUUUCUACAAUGUUCUUAUCAGGAAGAUUGCUCGCAUAUUGGGCAUGGUUCAGAUAAACCGAAACUAUUUUAAUCCGAGUUCGCCAAUUUUUAUGGCUGCUGAAAAACUGGAGGUCUGGCCUGGCUAUGUAACUGCCAUCAACGAAUUUGAAGAUGGACUAAUGUUGUGCUGCGAUGUUUCAUUCCGAGUACUGCGCACAACUACUGUUCGCGAUGAGCUCGUGGAAAUGAGUAAGAAAGGCGGAUAUUUCCAUCAGACGGCUCAAGAUGUUCUCAUUGGACUCUCGGUGCUUACGCGUUACAAUAACAAAAUGUACCGCAUCGAUGAGAUCCUUUUCGAUAAAAAUCCUUUAUCGAUUUUUGACUGUCAGGGCGAACCAAUGUCAUAUGUAGACUACUACAAGAAGCAGUAUAACAUUGAUAUUCAAGACAAGGGCCAACCAAUGCUGCUAAAUAGAUUGAAGAAAAAGAUGCAAGGGAAAGAAGACGAAACUGUUCUUGUGUGUCUGGUGCCUGAGUUGUGCUUCCUAACGGGACUGGAUGAUCGUCUAAGAAGUAAUUUUACGAUUAUGAGAUCUCUUGCGACUCACACUAAAGUCGCGCCAAUGGCUAGAGUAAAGGCACUGACCGACUACAUCCAAUCCGUUAACAACAAUGAGAGAGCUAAAAGUGUUCUCUCGGAAUGGGGCCUUUCUUUAGCUCCUAUGCCGCUAUCCCUUGAGGGCCGAGUGAUCGAACCAGAAAAGAUUUUUCUGAGUAAAUCUAAUUUCACUACUAAUCCCCAAUGUGACUGGUCCCGUAAUCUGGGCAACGACAUAUUAGUCGCGGUCAAAAUUGAAACAUGGAUUUUGGUAUACACGGAUCGAAAUCUGAAUAAUGCUAAUGAUUUUAGCAAGACUUUAAUGGAAGUUGGAUCGAAGAUGGGUAUUCGCAUAAAACCACCUAAAAUGGUGGGUUUGCCCAAUGACCGCACAGAUACGUACGUUAAUCGUAUCAGGGAUGAAAUCAAUUCUUCGCUUCAGUUGGUGGUUGCUAUUUUUCCUACUUCGCGGGAUGAUCGUUACGCUGCCGUCAAAACUCUAUGCACUGCUCAAUAUGCCAUUCCAUCUCAAAUGAUGAACAGCAAAACGAUCUCAAAUCCGUCCAAGCUUCGAUCUAUUGUUCAGAAAAUCGCUCUUCAGAUAAACUGCAAAAUGGGAGGUGAACUUUGGGCUGUUAGCAUUCCCACCAAGACUUUGAUGGUCUGUGGAGUGGACGUUUACCAUGACCCAACGAAACGUGGACAGUCUGUGGUAGGUUUCGUUGCUUCAGUGAACCCCGGACUGACACGAUGGUUCAGCCGUGCCAAAUAUCAAGGACCUGGAGUUGAGUUGGUUGACACAUUGAAGAUUUGUUUCCUCGAGUCGUUGAAAAAGUAUUAUGAGCUCAAUCAAGAUUACCCAAAACAAAUUGUUUUGUUUCGUGACGGAGUUGGAGAUGGACAGCUGCAAUUUGCUGCCGCACAUGAAGCCGCGCAGUUUUUGUCAGCAUUCCAAGCAUUGUCUCCUCCAUUUGAACCAAAGUUUACUAUGGUGGUGGUGCAAAAGAGGAUCAAUACUCGCUUGUUUCAUAACUCGAGAGGUGCAAUAAACAAUCCUCCACCAGGGACUGUUGUCGACCACACAGUGACCCGUCGAGAUUGGUGGGAUUUUUUCCUCGUUUCGCAAUUUGUCACCCAGGGCACAGUUUCGCCCACUCAUUUUAUUGUCGUGCACGAUGGCGGAAUGAAGCCGGAUAAUUUGCAAAAGUUGGCCUACAAAAUGACUCACAUGUAUUACAAUUGGCCGGGAACUAUUCGCGUUCCAGCUCCUUGUCAGUACGCUCACAAAUUGGCCUAUUUGGUUGGCGAGAGCAUUCGCAAGGAACCCCAACUAGAAUUGUCCAAUCGUCUCUACUUUCUGUAAAAAACAGAAGUCUUCAGUUUUGGAUCUGGUGAAAUACCAAAUUUUCUUAAAGAAGAUAUGAAACACCGUAUUAUUAGGUGGUUGCUUUUCAACUCAGGAAUAUUGAUUUCUUAUGUUUGCUUUUUUAAUUCCACUUUUGAGUCACGUUCGUGAUUUAAUCUCAUAUAACAAGGAAGAGGUGUUCGUUUCAUCUCAAGUGAUAUUUUUUUCCAGCGUAUUUAUAAAAAAAACGCUCUGUACAUCUAAUCAAGUAAAUAAACUUAUCUUUUUCAAACCU